Rotaria sp. Silwood2 is the source of this 1011-nucleotide messenger RNA. The record is from the annotation of a GenBank genome assembly. Lineage: Eukaryota; Metazoa; Rotifera; Eurotatoria; Philodinida; Philodinidae.
AUGCCUAAUAACAUGCAAGAUUCAGUGAUGAUGAUAUGUUAUCGUGAAUGCUUAUCAAAUCUACAAAAAUUCAACGGUGGUGAAGAAUAUAAGAUUUCACAGUUUAUCAACAACAUUGAAAGAAUUGGAAAAUUAAUCGAUGGGAAUGAUGAUAUCUUACAUUGUAUGUGUACGGCAAAAUUAGAUGGUGAAGCAAAACGUUGGUACGAAGAUAAUAUGUCAUUAACUCAAUGGGAACAACUAAAAUCGGCUUUACUGGAAAGAUUCACACGAUCCGAUUCAUCGUCAAAAAUAUUCGAACAAUUGAAAGAACGUAAACAAAAAAUAGAUGAAACAAUCACAUCUUAUUAUGAUGCUAUUAUUAAAUUAUGCCAUGAAUAUGAUUCAUCCAUGUCACAAAAAAUGAUGAUAUCAUGGUUAGAAAAUGGAAUUAAAGAUUCAUUAAAAAUUCAAAUUAAACGACAAAUGAAGGUGUUAUCUGAAUCAGCCCGAACAACACAAGCAUUUUUAAAAAUUGCAAAAGAUGAGCAAGAGCUACAAGAAGAAAAUGUUCCAGAACCGGAAGCAACAGCACCGUAUGUACCAUACUUUGCAAAUACAGUAUCGACAACACUAAAACAAAUGGACAAUAUACAUUCAAACGCAUCGCAAUAUCCAUCUCCAUUACAAACAACCACAGCACACGAACCCAACAAUCUCUACCAACAACAAAAACAUUUCAACGUAUGGCAACAAUCGCCGCCACGAAUUCGCCAUACACCAUCACAACAUCGUUCAUUUAAUUUUCAAUCACCAUCGUCCACAUCUCGCCAUAACAUACGACAUAUUCCAACGGAACAUGCUGCAUCAAACAAUUCAUCAACCAUGAAUAUACGUCAAUAUGGUCCCUGUUCUAUAUGUCAACGAAAUAAUCACCGUACAAUUGAUUGUUAUUAUAAAAAAACAUUUGGAUGUUAUAAAUGUGGACAAUCUGAUCAUCGAAUACGUGAUUGUCCGCAGGUUUUCUACUGA